Messenger RNA from Exaiptasia diaphana, 1005 nucleotides. RefSeq lists its product as uncharacterized. The record is from RefSeq and is a predicted model, not a curated record. Lineage: Eukaryota; Metazoa; Cnidaria; Anthozoa; Actiniaria; Aiptasiidae. The transcript has 4 exons. The coding region runs from base 316 to 786 and encodes 156 amino acids.
UGCCAACCAAGCCAACCUUGCCAAACAGGCCAAAUAAACCAAACAAGCCAAGCAAUCCAAACAAGUCAACCCAUAUUUUGUCCGCCAGAUCAACAGCCUUGUCAACCAGCUUAUCCAUGUACACAACMAUGUCCACCAUGUGCAAACCCACCUUGCCAACCUCCAACACCAAUAUGUCCGGGUCCACCCUGCAUACCUACACCUAAACCAAAGAAAUGUCCACUAUCACCAUACAGUAAACUAAAUUGUUACAAACAUCCCAAGGACACUACUAAGAACUUAGUCUGGGUAACUCCAGGAGUUGCUCCAAAGAAUAUGCCAGAUUGGGAUAAGUAUUUGAGUACUUUGGUGUGCCAGUGUUCAAAAUCGGCCAAAAAGAGAGGCUUUACAUAUUUUGGAGUGAAGUACUUCAAGCCAAAAAACAGCCUUUUCUACAGGGGUGCRUGUUUCACUACUUCUAAGCCGAACAAAAACUUGCUUCAAGAAGACAAAAGAUGUAUGGACUGUACUAAAGGUGUUUGUAAUCUUAAUGAUAAAAAUGAUUGCACUGGGAGAAAGAAUUCAAUCUUCUGUUACAAACGAACAGGCGAAAUUGAAGAACAAGAAGAACAAGAACAAGAAGAACCUGAGGAUCCUGAAGAAAUUGAAGAACCUAGAAAAACUAAGGAUCCUGGAGUAUUAGAUUCUAAUGGUACUGGUGACAAUGAUGCAAAGUAUGGUCGUACUAACAGCACCACUCAAGACGCGAGUGAAGCCAAAUUAGUACAGAGACUUSAAARCAUGUAAUCUUUCGAAGCUGGACUUGAAUCACAAUCUWAAGGCUUUUUAGUUGUGAUAUAUUUCUAAUUUGCAAUUUCCAUUUCAAACUGGAAGUUUGUGAUGCGAUGUAUAUUUGAUUAAAUAAAGCCAGGCGCGUAGUGUCCUUUACGCACAUACGCACUUGCAUACUAGUGUCAAGGAAACUAUUAAAAUUUUCCCMAAAAAAACUGAAAACUUCAAAUAAAA